CAAACAAACGAAAUCGGGGGAUUAAAGAGGCUAAACAUCCCUCUAGCGGCCAGCAGCUCCAGCGGUUGGGUGUAGCUCUACAGGAAAGGAGAGGCUGUGCUCGGAUUAGGGGGUUGGGCUGCUUUGCUUGACUGAAAACCUGCAGCCAGACGUCCAGCUUGUCAUCGGCGGCGCAGCUUUGCUUUCCCCGCAGCUUCCAGCAUCAGCAUCAGCCUCCAGCAUCACCUGCUCCCACUGCUCCAUCCUCUCCCUGCCGCAGCGCAGAGCCAGCGGGCGGACCGGGACCAACAGCUGAAAGAGCAGAUCUAGAGGGAAAUAAAGGAAUAUUACCAGGAGGCUGAAGAUGGUGAAACUGGGGAGCAAUCUUCAGGACAAAGGGGCCAAAGCUGUGAGUAUUGAGGAUGGCUUCCAAAAUGUGCCCCUCAUCACUCCUCUGGAUGUUGGCAGCCUGCAGAGCCAAGACCCUGAAAAGGUGGUGGUGAAAACUCGGACAGAGUACCAGACUGAGAAGAAGCGGCUGAAGGUUCCGAAGGUGGAGGAGUUUACUAUCAGCUUUACCGAUGGGGUUUCUGAGAGACUCAAGGUGACAAUUCUGAUUAUCCUGGCCUUGGCCUUCCUUGCCUGCAUCGUGUUCCUGGUGGUUUAUAAAGCUUUCACUUACGACCAUGCCUGCCCAGAUGGAUUCAUAUAUAAGCACAAGCGGUGCAUCCCUGCUUCACUCGAGGCUUACUAUGCCGCUCAAGAUGCCAAUUCAAGGGGUCGUUUCUACACGGUGAUCAGCCACUACAGUAUGGCUAAGCAAACCACCUCCCACUCUGUCUCCCCCUGGCUGCCCGGAGGGGCGGCGGGGCACGAAGCUAAACCGCCAAGUGGUGAGGGCCACUGAGUUCACCAAAUGGUUGCUGGAUGUAAAGAAAACACACGAACAUAAAGAUACAACUAUGUGAAACAAAAUGAAGGUAGAUUAGGAUCCAGAAACACAUGUUGGUAAAUAUUUAGAAGUGUAGGCAAAAGAAACAACAAGUAUAGAAUAAAAUCAUGCAUGCAGACAUUGAGUCAGCGUAGAUUUAGGUCAUCCUGAUCAUUGCAACAGCUGCUAGUGAACAAAGAUAACUGAACUUCCUCUCUUGGUUCUUAAAGAUUUUGCUUCUUUAUUUAAAUAAAGUACCGGGAGUUCAGUUGUCUUUCAUUUCAGCUCUGUGGACAUUCAGACAUGCAGACACAUGCUUAGUUCAAUUCAUACAAAGGCACAUUUUGUUCACUACCCUUUCUUCUAAUUUGUUACUCGUUGUCUGCUUCUUUUUACUGUAACUUAUCAAUGCUUUUGUAAGUGAUUCCCAUUAUUUGUAAAAAAUAAAAAUAAAAAACACCAGUUGCAGGGAAAUGUUACAUUUCCUUUAGUUCAGAUGCUGUCAUUCUUUAAGUGUUACAUAUAAGUAUAUAAGUGUGCAUAUAUUUCCUCACAUAAUGUCUUUUUUCCUUAUUUUCUUUCAUAGAUUUUAACUGUUUUUUAAUGAAUCUCUCCAGCACUUCCACCUUCACCCAUAACCAUUUAUGAGUUGCCAUUUUAUAACAUAUACAAAACGUUAAUUUUCAGUGUACUGUGCCAUAAAUUCCCCUGUUUAGUUAAGCUGUACAUAAAAUUUAGCAUUGAGAUUAGCUUUGUGUUUACGCGCUGUAGUAGCAGGUUUCUCUUUAGAGAUUUUGAUUAGAUCUUUGAACAUUUUUCUGGUGUUGCCAGCCUUGUAGCCUUUGGGAACAUAGUGUUUUAAAAAGGAAAUGUUCUGUACAUCACUGUCCCUCACCAAGAUUCUUCAACUUUGUAGCAUUAUGUUCAUAGAUGGGCUUCAACUGCAGCUAUAUUUUCUGUAUUGCCUUUUUUCCACUCCUUAUUUUUAAACUGGAUAUGUUAUCAAAGCACUUCAGUAAGAUAUUGUGAUGUCAUCAAAUGUAUUGAUACCUGGUGUAAUUUCUCAGUGUGCCACCUUGUCUCUGCUCUUUGUUUGAAUUGAGAAUAAAAAAAAACUGUGACCUGUGCUGAGCGUCUGU
Molecule: messenger RNA, 2049 nt
Organism: Cyprinodon variegatus (sheepshead minnow)
Lineage: Eukaryota; Metazoa; Chordata; Actinopteri; Cyprinodontiformes; Cyprinodontidae
Gene: nsg2
Product: neuron-specific protein family member 2
Exons: 5
Coding region: 344-886 (180 amino acids)
Biological process (GO): G protein-coupled dopamine receptor signaling pathway; endosomal transport; clathrin coat assembly
Cellular component (GO): membrane; endosome
Molecular function (GO): clathrin light chain binding
Source: RefSeq, a predicted model, not a curated record